Pocillopora meandrina is the source of this 13119-nucleotide messenger RNA. NCBI's taxonomy places the organism in Eukaryota, Metazoa, Cnidaria, Anthozoa, Scleractinia, Pocilloporidae. The record is from the annotation of a GenBank genome assembly.
CAAUAAUGGCGUCUGAUGCAGUACUUUGAUUUGAAGGACAACGUUUGUGCGACUAAAAUUGAAUGACUUAGUCACUGUUUUGGAAAAAUGAAUCUUCAGAUUCUCUACCCUUUGAACCGAUUUUUUACCAAAAAUUGGGUGUUCAACUGUACCCGAUUGCCCACAAGACUGCCUCACAGCCAAUCAAGUUACAUAAAUACUCGUCAUGUCGGCAGCCAUCUUUCGUUAGGAAGAGUCAGUCUUGAUCAGAGAUGUGUCAAGUGCAAUUCACGAAGGUUUUUUGGUAGUUUGGUUAGGUCCUCGCAGGUAAGAAAAUAAAGAGGGAAUAGAAAAUUUAAUAUUUGCAGCUGGCUAAUUUGACGUUCCAUAUAUUGGUCCAAGCCUUGAUCACGAGUUUAAUUUAAUGUAAGCUUAAUAAGUUUUAGAAAUGUUUAGAUUAUGAAUUUUCUUCCAUAUCAAUGUUCUAAAUGUUUGAGAGAAAAAUUGAAUUAAUGUUUUCCUUUUAUGCAGGGCGAAUUUUCAACAAAGUACGUUCAUUCUCCCUCCAUUUAUAAAAUUUUUCUCCUCCUGAAAAAAGACAAUGUGAGGCAGGGUAAGCAAGUUGUAAUUCGUUGUUGUUGAUUUGAAUUUAAAUGGACAUACAUUAAGCAUGGGUAUACAGAGCUUAGUGUGUUGUUCUGCUCUAUAGCAGACAGUGAUAGGCAGCAUGUGGAACAUGGUUCACCAAAGAACCCCUUGCAAAAUAAUAUCCUCUCACUGUCAGCAAUCAAAAAGGAAGACAAGUGAAGCUUAUCGUUGUGGGACACUUGCAAAUUAAUGUUAUUCAUCUAAGAAAACAAUUCUCUCAGCAAUUGCUCUUUGCUGCUUCAAAACCUGUUUUAAGAAUUUUAAUGUUUGGUAUUUGAGACAUUGUUUUGUUAUAAACUGUGUAAAAUUAUGUAUUCAAGGUGUAACAAGAUUCUUUUCAACAAGCCUUAUGAGAAAACAUGGCCAAGGAGAUCAACAUCAACAAGGUAAUAGGGUUGAUGACAUUAUAUUUGCAUGUUCACCUGACAUGCUCAAUCACACUGCUGAGAUUACCAUCAGCUCACCCUUGAAGAAAUGAACUGAACCUUCAUCUGUACACCCUAGUGUAUUUUACAUGCAUGUAUAUGUUUUCUGCCAGGUUUGGUUUUUAGUCCAUGUAGAUGCAAUAGGGGCAUGCCUACAUAACAUCUGCAAUACCCUGUCAGCUAUAUAUUUUUUAAAUUUUACACUCAUUAUUUAUUGUUAGUUAAUUAAAGUGGUGAAAAGAAAUACAAGUAACACUUUAACUCCCAAAUCAAAUUUGUAAUUCUCCUUACUGUCAACUAUACAAUUCUUAUAAUGUUAGUUCAGAGAAUUUAGUAUUGGAUCAACUAACUAUCCCUAAAUUGAUAUUUUUCUUUAUUCUCAUCACUUAUCUGGUUGAUAUUGUAUUGAUAUUGUAAGGAGAAAUUCUGUCUUGGUCACCCAUGGGAGUUAAAGGGUUAAAUUGUGAUUGUUUGUCCCAGAACGAGGUCAGUCAGGUGUCAAUCUUAUUAUUGUGAUUGCAUACUGCCUGUACUCUCCAAGUGAUAAGUUUGACUGGCAAUGCCUCACUUUUAAAUGAAGUAUCACCAGUAAUUAUAUGAUAUUUUAUUGAAAUAAAGCAGCAUAUAAUGACAUAAUCUUGGCUGUUAUUUACAAUCAUAAUGAUCUAAUAACAAUAGACUUAAAGCUCUGAAAUCACAUGCGAAGUCUAAAUUAAGAAUCCUCUAAACUUCCCAACCUUUAGGGUUAGUUGGUGUACGUAAUGUUGAAGCAAAGUUUUGUGCAUGCCCCUGUUCUUAAGGAAAGUUUAUUCUUGAGUCUAGUCUUAUUCGUUUUCCUAUGUGGCAAUUUUCAGCUAAGUGAACUUCUUGUAACACACUCAGCAUCAUAAAAAUUUUUAAUUGAUUCUUCUGUUGCCAUUGCAGGUGAUUCUCAAAAUCCUGAGGAGGAGCCUGGGAAAGAUGGAGGAUGGGUAACCAUCCUUCCUUGGGUUAUGCUUGCAGUAUUUUACCUCCUUGCUGCAGGAUCUGAUCCUACACCAGAAACAACAUGGACAACAUUUUACAGAGAAAUGCUUUCUACAGGCGAGGUGAGUUCAAUUCAUCUAUUGCCAAGUGUUGUCUGCUACCUUAUUUGUCUCUCACUAAGUUUUAGGCCUUUACUUGAAAAACCUUGGUUGGUAAUCCCACAAUCAGCAUUGCAAACAACCUUUUAGAUUUUAUAAUUAUAUGAAGUCAUAUGAUUAUAGAGUAUGCUAUAUAAUUUGUAAACAUAGAGAUUUGAAUAAAUAUCUAAGUAUUUAUGUAACUGUAGAAUCAUUCACUAGGUUUUGUCUUUUAAGUAAUACAAUAAAAAACUGAGAUAAAAAGUAAACAGGUUUGAAGCAACUUUAACUAAGUAAACAUGUAAACCAUUGUAAACAUACAUAGCCUUACAUUUGUAACGUAAUUGAAAAUGACGGGGCAUGUUACCACUUUUGAUUAUUUUUAGGUGUGCGAUUGGGAACAUACAUGGCUGUACACAUGCUAGAGAUGUGACAUGGUUUGAUGCUAGUCUGUUUUAAAGAUUUUAUGAAUGCAACCAAGAAGUUACAAUUCGUAGACCAAAUGUUUGGACACUCCUGUCUAGUGCCUUUAUCAGGGGUGAUCUAAUUGCUGCAACAAGACGUCCUUUUGUAUUCUUGUUGCCAUGAUUAGAUCACCCCUAAUGAAGGCAGUAGAUAGGAGUGUCCAAAUGUUGGGUCUUUGAAUUGUAACUUCUCGGUUACAUUCAUUAAAUCUUUAAACCAGAGUAGCAUCAAACCAUGUGUGAUUGUCCACCUGGUUGCCUUGUGAACUUUUAUAUAUCUUACCAGAGAUGUGUUUUAUCUGUGAUGGUUUGUUACGUAAGUUUUCUUUGUUUCCAGGUUGAGCGCUUAGAAGUACCUUCAAGUCAAGACAAAGUUUAUGUCUUCUUGCACAGAGGUGCAGUAGUAGGAGGAAAGGAGGUAUUGUAUACUGUUUUAUACUGAUUUUUGAGUUAGAAUAAGGACCUGACCUGUGCAGUAGUAGAAUACUGCAGACUUGAACUCACCUGGGAUGUGCAGUAAUAGUAUAGCUUUAUUUACAUAUCUUACAGUACCAGAAGGCAUUUAGAGAUUAAGACACAAGAGGAAAUUCAGCUGGAUUAGAUAUCUGCAAGAGAUUACUUGGUGUGCUCUGCUCUCAAAAGAAGUUGCUUAAAUUCAUAAUAUUAAUUGCUGUUAUUCUGGCAUAAAGGCAAAAUAUUAACUGCAUUGCAUCUCAAUUCACACUAUGCAUAUUGUUUCUACAGCUUUUUCCCACCAGGUCUGGCAGUUACAUAUACAUGCCUUGCAGUGUGUUGUAGCCUUGAGGCUGUUACCUAUUUUGUCUCAUUGAAGCCCUUACCUGUUUUGUCCUAUUUUGUCCUAUUUUGUCCUAGUUGCUCUGUUAAUUCAACCUGCCUUAUGCAGCUCUAUUUAACUGUCCUUCUCCAAGCUGUCUUUCAUCUCUCCUUCCCUGGCUUUCAAACCUUGAACCUAUUUCUGUUACUGGCACCUUUUUUCUUAUUCCCUUGAGCAUGCGAUCAGAGAGUCUUUGCCACUCACCUCAAAUAAAUUGCUCAAAACAUCCUCCACUGCAAUCCUCCAGUCCAGUAGCAUAAAAAAAAUUCAACCUUUACUUCUGUUGGCAUAUUUAUUUAUCAUUAACUAUCCCUCAAAUUAUUCUUCAAAUUGCUGGUUUGAAUAAUGAGCAAUGCAUGCUUUUCCUAGGUACUGACUCAUGGGCCACAUUUUGUGUUCAGCAUUGCAAGUUUGGACAGCUUUGAAAAAAAGAUGGCUUCUGCUCAAGCCGAUCUACAUAUAGCAUCUCAUGACUUUGUUCCUGUAAGAUACAGGACAACAAAUGAACUGCUGUAAGGAAGGUUUUUUUUAAGUUUUCACUCAUUUCCUGGCAUAUAUUUUUUCUUCAAAAAUCACUCAAAACCAGUAAGGUUGUUAAGCAGUUAUGGUCUCUUUCUACAGACCAUUAAUGAGAAAUUCCAAAUUUUCAGACCUGUGACUGAACUCAACAAUUACAACCUUGACUUACAUUUAAGAAUUCUUGGAUUUUUUAAGAGAUAUUUCAGUAUUCCAAUUUUAAUCUUUGUUCAAUUUAAGGGGCAUUGAGAAGCUUUAUAAAUAUGAAUAGUUCAAAUCCCAAAUUAACUUACCAAAGGCAUGAGAAUGUUCCAUGGUUUUUCUUUUUUUGCUCGUCUUUUUGUUUUUGUUUUUAUUAUUAUUAUUAUUUUUUUUUUUUUUUUUGGGGGGGGGUUGAUGAGCCAGGAUAAAAUUUUUUCAGGUGUUGAAGAAACUAGUCCAAAGAAGUCUUGGAUAUUUGAGUAUGCAGACAGUAUUUGACUCUAAAUUAUGGAUGUUUCUUCUUACAGAUUCACAGCCCUGAGUGCUGCUCUAAGUAUUGCUGUUUUAGGGUUAGUAUGGUAUUGGCUCUUUGGAAGAGGAACAAAAGGAGGAAACAAAUCAGGAGGAAUAAUGGGAAUGAAUCCAUUUGUAAGUCACUAAAUCAAACAAUUAGAGAGCUCUUUGAUUGAGUGACAUAACACCUGAACCAAGUAUUAUCUUAACAGCCAAUAAGAAUGAAGGAAAUAUCUUAAGGAACUGAUAAAAGCUAAACACAACCUUUGUGUACUUCAGGAAAACAUGAGUCACCAAGUUACUUAAUGUUGGUUUUAAUGUUGCAUGGAGUGGUGGAAGAGGGACCAGCAAAAAUUUUUUUCUUGUAAAGCCUUUUUUAAAAAUAAAUGGCACAGUAUUUUGGUUAGACAGGACAGGUUGGUUAUAGAGAGUUACAACACAAUCCCUAGUUCACCAAUCAGAGCAACUUUUUUCAAACCUGACAGCAUAAGUAUAGGUAAUAAAAGGAUUUCGAGUACAAUUUGGUAGAGUAAGUUUUCAAGGACAACAAAAUUGCACAAAUCUUUAUGGCAAAUGCAAUUUGUAGUCUUUGUAAAAUUUACAAUUGCUUAUUACACCAAAUUGCAAGAGAAAUAAUGUCUUUACUUGUUAGCAGUGUACAUGAAAAAACAUUGCAGAAAGUCAAGACAGACAAAAUUUUGAAAGGGUGCAAACGCUAUUUGUAAUUUGCACUUGUGUUACAACAUUGCACUUGUGUUACAUGAGAAAACAAUUGUUUUAGGCCAAUCAGAAGUACGUAAUUUUUUAAUGUUCAUUAUUAAACUUUAAUCCACAGGCUAACUACAUCAAAGCCAAGCCAACAGUAGUCAUGCCAGGAGGUGGAAAGGGAAUAAGGUAUUAGAUUAUGAUCAUUUCAAAGCUAUUCUUGAAAAUUAUGUUAAUUGACAAUUUAAUGUUUUAAAGACUUUGUGCAAAAAUUUCUCAUCAAUUUCAUAAGUUUAUCUACUUAUUUUCACACUCCUAAAAUUACUUUUAAGCUUCAAAGAUGUUGCAGGGAUGGAAGAGGCAAAAUGUGAAGUGAUGGAAUUUGUGGAUUAUCUGAAAUCCCCUGCAAGAUAUUCAGAGCUUGGAGCAAAAAUCCCUAAGGUUUGAACUAAUUGAUAUAUCAUACUAGAAAUAAAAUGUGAUAUCUGUUGUUGGCUUUCCUAUUUGUUGUGCCCAUCAUGUAGCUUUUAUUUUAUAUAUUUCCGAAAUAAAUUGAUUCUCUUUUUACAGACCUAACACAAAAUUUAUUUUUGAGCUGACAAACAGCAAGCUCAUCACAACUGCUCAUCACAACUGCUCAUCACAAUUGGAGGGCUCAGAGCAAGAACGAUCCCUUGAUUUUUCGGCCAUUUUUGAAAGUGUUCAGAAGUAGUUGAAUUUUGGCAUGUGGACACUUUCAAAAAUGGCCGAAAAAUCAAGGGAUCGUUCUUGCUCUGAGCCCUCCAAUUGAUCAAACAAAUGUUUGUUUUUUUUUUUUUUUUUUUUUUUCCAUUUUUGCUUAAACACCUCUGGGAAAGUCAAUGUGGAUCAUUUUUAUUAAUGGCAAAUGAUGCAUAUGACAAUUCUUGUCCUUUUUAACUUUAAUAUGUUGGUGCUUUGAUUGCAAUAAAAAUUGUCUAAAGAUUGCAUUACCAUUUAGCUCCUAAUUUAUAUAAGGUAUCUUAUUUAGUUGUUUUCUUCAACUCAGUCUGCAUUCACUCUCCAAACUUCACCCAUUGUAAAUUCAUUUUUUAUUCAUCUGUUUAAUGUGUUUUAUUUUUCACUUUUUAAGGGAGCUCUCUUGGUUGGUCCUCCUGGUACAGGAAAGACUCUAUUGGCCAAAGCAGUUGCUACAGAGGCAGAUGUUCCCUUCCUUACCAUGGCUGGCUCAGAUUUUGUUGAAGUUUUUGGUGGUGUAGGCUCAGCAAGAGUUAGGGAUUUAUUUGGUCGAGCCAGGAAACUUGCUCCUUGUAUUCUGUACAUUGAUGAAGUUGAUGCAAUUGGAAGAUCCCGCUCAUCAAAGUGAGUUGGCUAGUUUAUUUGGAAGAGGUUGCACAAAAUUCUAGUUUUGUUCAAGAUUUUGUCAUUUCUCUCGUAUACUGUGACUUACAUACAGUAUUUAUUGACAGCUCGGAAAUAUCUGCUGGAAUUAAACUUUUUUGAAAUGGUUCAAAUUUUUUUAAAUUAGCUCGUUUUUUAUUUUUUUGUUUUGCAUUUAAUUUCCCUAUCGUGAUCUUAAACUAAGGAACAAGACAUUUAUAGUUCAAUCAAAAUUUUAAAACAAGGGAAAGAUUUUAACUUAAGCAAAUUGAAUUACAUUGUUUUUUAGUUCUAUGGGAGGACACAGUGAACAGGAAAGCACUUUAAAUCAGCUUCUUGUUGAAAUGGAUGGUGAGCACUAGUUUAUGACAUUAACUAAGAGGGGUUUCAACAAAAAAACGGUUACUGCCGGUCUAUGGCCACCUGUAAGACCUUUUACCGCCGUCUCUUGACUACCUGUGUGUGAGCUCUCGUGUUUGAUUUUCGCCUUGCGGUACAGCCGUGUAUUAUACAUGUACCUUCGGCAGUCGCUUAAGGGAAAAUAUAUUGAAACCCUUGACUACUCUGCACAUUUCAAUCUUUCACUUCAGGAAAAUUUAAAGCUGUGUCAAUAACAAAAAACUAUGAUUUUAACUUGGAUUAUUCAAAUUGCCACUUUCUUCAAUCGUUGUGCAUGUUCGCAAGAAGGUCGAGGUAACGAGGAGUCAUAAAUUUAAAAACGGAGAAACUGAUCAAUAAUUUCCAACUUCUUUACCACCUCGUGCAUUGUGGAUAAAUCUCCAAACCAAAGCUCCGCCAACGUAAAAAAAUUGUGCUCAUCUCUACAGAGAUUUCUUUGAAUCUUGCUGCUUCAGAUAAUUCAUGUUACACCGCAUAAUGGACAGUUCUUGAUCUUGUUGUCUAAUUUUUUUUUUUUUUUGCUGGUAAGGUAUGAACACAAUGGAAGGUGUCGUGAUGCUGGCUUCUACAAACAGACACGACAUUUUAGACCAGGUAAAAAUACUGUGACCAGAAUUGAUCACUUAAGAUAAUCUAGCAAUCUCAGUGUUAAACCAUACACAUACUUGAAAUUGGUCACAGCAAGUUUGAUUGGUAAAUGCGAGUCAGAGAAUUAGGCCUACGAGUGGUGAGCAUGGAAAUAUACAGAGCUACAAAAAAAGGAUAUGCAGUAGGCGACAAGCUUAGGGAAAGCCAUGCCUAAUUGGAAACGGUGUGGGAAACACCUGAAGACGCACGAUAGGUAGUAAACACGGAGUUAAUUAGCUUUAGUUGGCCAGAAUUUCCGUGAUGGAAUUUAUUUAUUAUUUGUUUGUCUUCUUUCUUGUUCUCUCGAGGCCCUCCUGAGGCCUGGACGAUUUGAUCGACUCAUCUCCAUCGACCUUCCAACUCUAAUCGAGCGACAGGCCAUAUUUGAAGUUCACCUCAAGAAACUUUCCCUGAAGACGCCAGUCAAGGCGUUCUCUAAAACUCUGGCGGAACUUACUCCUGGGAACAGUGGUUAGGUUUUGUUUGAAUGAAUUAAAAAGCUCUCUUAAUUAUUUUUAAUAAUUAAUCCCGCAGUAUACCAUGAAGAAAGUUCAGUCUUGGUAGUCCAAUCAGAGACUCGGGUUUACAAAGUUGUCUUAAUCACAGAAAUUUCGUUAAAUAUCACUGAGGGAAAUUACCAUUUUGUUUAUUUUGUUACGCUGUGUUACAAAGGGAAAAUCUAAACAAUAUACUGAUGACCUCACAAACUCACCUAAUGCAUAUGCAAAUCCCGUGGUGGAUUUUCCGGUAGAUACGCCCUCCCUUCCCCCAGGUCUUGUAGAAUUGCGUCAGCCGUGUGCCUGGUGGCUGUUGAAUGGUCAGAACCCAUGCUAGCUAUUAAUCUCUCUUAGUUUCUCUCUCCUGACAGGUGCAGACAUUGCCAACAUUUGCAACGAGGCUGCUCUGCAUGCAGCUCGCAUGAAUGAGAAAACGGUUGAUAAGCGAAACUUUGAAUAUGCUGUGGAAAGAGUCAUUGCUGGUAAAGUAAAGUAAAGUAAAAAUUAUAUCUGCAAGAAUAGAUUGAGUUAUCUUACGAUGACACAGCGGUCAUUUAAAAUCAUCUAUAAUAAGAGAAAUAUAGUGAGAGAUCGAAUCAGUCGUGAACUGAGAAGGGAAAGUAACCCUGGGUUACUCUUGUUUUGUUUCACUACUCUGUUCGAUUGACUCAAAACUCGCACUACCUUACAGCCAAUCAGAUGCAAAACUGAAACCCGCAGCGACGUGCUCACAUGUGUUUCCUGCGCUUUUGUCACUUUGCUUGUUUUUCGCCGUUAGUUGUAACGAGCCCCUUGUGUUUUUAUUUUUUUUUUUUUUUCAUUUGCUCUCAGUGGCCAUUGUGAUUAUUUUGGUCUUGGUUUAAGAGAGUCGAUCGAAAUGCGUACGAAACACCAGGAAAAUAGUAUUAACUCGGAUCAUUGUCAUUUCUGUGCGCAGACACUACCCGAUAAGACCACUUUGAACGAAAACCGAUUGUAAAUAUUGAUCUAAUUGAUCAAAACUUGUUUUUGUCUACGCGGAUGAAUUCAUUUUCCACGCGGCAAUCCUUAACCAUACAUUGCACUGUACUGAAUGAUUAUGUUAUCAGUAAGGCAGACAUAUUCAAUUUCCUCCUCGUAAUCGAUAGUGGUUUACCGUAUCUGCUUCCUAGUUAGACAAUAUUCUUUGUGUAUUUACGUAAGGCAUGGAAAAGAAGACUCAAACUAUGUCUCCUGAAGAACGCCACAUAGUUGCUUUCCACGAAGCUGGACACGCUCUGGUCGGCUGGAUGUUGGAACAUACUGAUCCGUUACUCAAGGUAAGAAAACAGUUUGAUUAGAAAACAAAAAUCAUAAUAAUAACAACAGCCAAUUAGAGGAAAGGAAGAUACUAUAGCAGCAAUACCAAUCAGACUGCCUAAAGCGCGGAAAAACCCGGGCGAUUAAGUAGUGGUUAGUUUUAAUGUUGCAUCUGAUUGGUUCGGAGAGUCACGCGAGUUUUCUGGACUACUCAUAACCAUUAGAGUUUCCGCAAAUGUGAUUGGUGCAUUAGCAGCUUUAUUUUUCACCAAUCAUUCUGCACAGUUGUAAUUGGACAGUGCAAUCGGACAGUUGGCUGUAGUCGGACACCCGUAAUCGAACAGUUAAAGUAACCAAUCAUACGAAGUCCACCCAGCUAAAUCCACCAAUCACAGAAUUGAUCACAAUAACCAUAGCAACAACCACUUAUCCUGAAAAAAAAAAUGGGGAAUUUCCAAAAUGGAGGAAUUUUUUACUUUAGACAUUGUCUCUACCGGAGAUGUUUGUCCUAAAUGUAUUUGUUUUUAUCGGAAAUUGAAACGGUUGCGAUUAAUUGGUAACAGGACUUCAAGCCGUGCAAUUCAGUCUGUAAUCAUACUUGAGAUUGACAAAUCGAACGACCGCAAAAGUCACUGGUAUGAUUACAGACCGAAUUGGACUCCACUCCGUCCUAUUACCAUUAUAAAUCCCAGAGAGAAGUAAAGCAAACCCAAUGCAAUCCCAGAUUACUUUGGACACUCAAUUGAAAAUUGCUCUUUAGCGCUUUGGGUUGUAAGAUUGUGUGGUGAAUAUACUAUCUAGAUCAUUGCCGGAAGUAAGUUCAAUGGGACGAUUCAACCCAAGUCUAGAACCAGGCACCCAAGUAACUACCCAUCUAACUUGGCUUAUAUGACCUUAUAUUGUCAGAUCAGACAAUUCUUAACAACAAAAACAAUUUUACUAAGAGAAACAAGUUCUCUGAGGUCAAGUUUUUGUUUUAGGAGUAGGAACUGACGUAAAAGAAAACCUUCAACAGAGAUCGAAAUUUAGAUUCGGUCUCUCUACGAUCAUUUUCAACGGAGCGCUUAUUAUUCAUUGUUAUAUGUUGUUCUCUGUCUUGUUAGAGGCAAACCCACCAAUUUAAUAUUUUUCUUUCAAGCUUUCCAUUGUUCCACGGACCAACGCUACCCUGGGUUAUGCGCAGUAUCUUCCCUCGGACAACAAACUUUACAGCACUGAACAGGUUAGACAAAUGACUUUUCUUAAGAACAUCUUUAUUUAACCUUUCUUUUUUUUGAAAGAAAAGUACGAGAUUGUUUUCCUUCCUUUUUUUCCUAUGUUUUAAAAUGGCACCCCUUUUUGUUUCCUUUUAGUUGUUUGAUCGAAUGUGCAUGGCCCUGGGAGGAAGAGCUGCGGAAGCCAAGAUAUUCCAGCGAGUUACUACAGGUAUGUGAACUCGCACCAGUUUCUUAUCAAACACGCUACCAAAUCUGUAUCGGUGGUGCCUGGACCGAAUAUGUGGCAUAGCUUACUAGCUAGUUUCUUCUGUGAUGUUAGAGUAUCUAACCUUAUGAUCGGACGGUCCAAGAUUCGAAUUCCCGCGAAAGUCGAAUAUCUCUCGCGCGUGAAAAAUAUGUAACGUCCUUCUGAGGUCCAAGGUGAAUUACCCACUUACUUUCCCGCGGUUUGGUGCUUGUCUUUGUACAUCUUGUUCUGAGGGUUUUUCCUUUAUGAUCAUCGGGUUGAAAAGAAAAUCCCUUUUUCUCGUUUAAACCUCACUUUAAGCCUUUUGUGGUCGUUUUUUUUCCUCAAGGAGCCGAAGAUGAUCUUCGCAAAGUAACUGACAUGGCGUAUAAACAGGUAAACUCUUCAUUUUGUGGAGUUUUGUUGUAGGAACGGGGGAGGGGGAGGGUGGGGACUUGAAACUACUCCUCGUCUUGGGUUACUCUAUGUAUUUACAGCGCGGAACUCAGGGUAAACUUUGGUAACUGUCAGCCUGAAGUGGGCGUUGCAUCAGCUGACUGUAUUUACGAUUCUUUUUGCAGGUUGUGACGUUUGGAAUGAACCCUCGGGUUGGGAAUAUUUCAUUUCCCGUUAGAAAACCCAGCGAGCCGACCAAGAAGUUCUACAGUGAUAAACUUGCUAAGCUCAUGGAUGAGGUACGAUGUAGACUAGUUGCUUUUUUAAACCAACCCUGGAAAGAAAAGGAGCAGCCAUAGUAGGAAUAAGAAAAUACAUUGCGCGCCUUUCUACGUUGAUAAAUGCAUCUGUAAGGCACCAGUAAUUAUUUAUCAUGGGGGGGGGGGGGAGGUCGAGGGAUUCGGGGGGGUCACAUGGUCUUCAGGGGAAACGAAGGGGGAUCAUUAGGAUACUACAGAGCCUAAGGGGGAGAUCAGGUAAAUUUUACUACGACACGACCAAAAUCCUUCAACCCUUCCCCCCCCCUCCCCUCCCACGUGAUAAGCAAUGUCUGACUGUCAUUUCUCAGAAAGCCGACGUGUCUUUGGACUAUAUACUCUCAUGUUAUGACUAUUAUUUUAUCCCUUAUAUGAAGAUCAAAUUUCUGUUUCGGUUGACGUUCUUGGGAAAGAUUUGUUAAAACCAGAGAUCAGCUCAGGCGUGAACACGUCAUUGGUGACAGGCAAACCGUUGCAAAGCGCGGGUCUGGUACCUGAUAUGUUGUGUGGUUAGCUCCACACUGUUUGGUUUCUAGAGAUCACAGGAACACGUGCCUGCACUGUUACUGGUGUGACCUGAACUCAUUUAAGGGCUGAAGAAUGUUCGGAAAAUCUAAAUUUUUGUUUAUAAUUUAGGAGGUACGCAUAUUAAUCAGAAAGGCAUUUCUGACUACAAAUACAAUCAUUGAAGAAAACUUGGACAAACUAAAUGCGGUAAGAUUAUUUAUGUGCUAUGUUUAUUUACAUUUGUUCUAAAUUCUCCGAAAUUUUUAUAGCAGAAUUGUCAUCGAAAUUGUCUGUGUUGUAUAUGCGUUGAUGAGCCAGCUUUCAGCUUCCAUUUUGUGGAAACUUGAGCACGAUUGCAAUUUGCUUCUGUUGACUCGGUUCAUGACAACUCCAUCUAAAAUUAAGUAAAAUGCAAUCAACUUAACCAAUACAAGGGAUACAGUAGAGGAAAAGGUAUCUCCUUUUGGUCGUAUAUAUCUUUUUUUUUUCUCCUCUUUUCUUUCCAGCUUGCUCAUGAACUUCUGACCAAAGAAGUCCUCAGUUACGAUGAUGUGGCGGCAGUGCUGGGACCGUGUCCUUACGGUGAUAAAAGGGUCCGUUUUAACUCACAAGAUGGCGAAUCGAAGUCCCAGUCUCUCUUCACGACUUAAUUACGAGUUCCUAUACCACAGUCUCCAAACCUUCCGUCUUACUAGAGUUUGUUUCAGUCAAAAUAAAGUACACAGCAAUAAAACUCAAGCUGUUGAAGACAACGGACCAUUGAAUAUCAUGGGUAGAAUUCGGCUGUGGACUAGAUUGAUUGUCUUCACAUGUAUAGCUGUUGUAUAAAUAUUUGUAAAUAAAACAAGAGACCAAUUUAAGUAUAUGCAAUAAUGUUUCUAGCUUCAGUUUCUGUGGUAGGCUUUUGAAAGCCUUUCCCCUCACUGGUUAAGAGCCAGAGUCACAAUUCGUUCGGGUUCAGUCCUUUAGGCCAAAUGGCCCCAACCAGUAGGGCUUAUCCAUGUAAACUGAGCCUGCACUCUCCCUGGACGGUAGGAGUCCAACCCAAUCCCUUCAGACCCUUGAUACUCUUGGAGGCUCUGCCACCGAGCUACAUAAGACAGUGGCAGGAUAGGCCGUUUCAGGG